This is a messenger RNA of Mugil cephalus (flathead mullet), 1194 nucleotides long. RefSeq names its product BH3 interacting domain death agonist (gene bida). NCBI's taxonomy places the organism in Eukaryota, Metazoa, Chordata, Actinopteri, Mugiliformes, Mugilidae. The transcript has 4 exons. Gene Ontology annotation, cellular component: mitochondrion; cytosol; cytoplasm. Gene Ontology annotation, biological process: positive regulation of extrinsic apoptotic signaling pathway; positive regulation of intrinsic apoptotic signaling pathway; apoptotic mitochondrial changes. The record is from RefSeq and is a predicted model, not a curated record. The coding region runs from base 154 to 777 and encodes 207 amino acids.
ACUAACUUCCGUGGGCAGGGUUUGCUCGUGCUCGUCCGUCGCGUCCGCGCGCCUGCUGAGUUGUUUUCGCAUAUUUUGGGGGAAGUUAAACAUCCUCGUCUCAGCGGUCGUUUGUUGAUGGCGCAUCGCUGACUCAUAAGAAGUGAAGAGUUUAUGUGCCAACAGCCGCGCCCGGGAGGAUUAACAAUGGACAACUUGGAGAAUCCGUUCACUAGGCCAAACAGGACGCUGGUGAUGUUGGCCUUCCUUCAGGCGGACUGUAAAAACCCUGAAUACUCAAAUGAGCUCCAGCGCCUGUGCGACGACCUCAGUCUCAACCGGGACAUCAACUCCAACAGACCCGUGAUAGAAAGUCUGGACGAUGGGUACAUUGAAACUGACGGACACCAGCCCAGCAAACCUUUUCUAAGUGAUCUCCAGGUCUCAGUGGAAAUGCAGUGGCCUAGGAACAAUGAAGAAGUAGCAGCCCUGCAGGAGGUUGCGGGGAUGCUGAGAGAUAUUGCUGAUCAGUUUGAGCACAAUGCCGUGGCUCGGGCCACCCAGAACCUUUGCAACAAUAUAUCGAGAUCCCCGGUAACGGAUUGGAAACAUCACCUUUCCAGCGAGGUGAACAGGGUGCUGACCCAAGGUGCAGGUCUGGAGCAUCUACCCCAGGAGCGGCUCUUCUUGGCCCUGACUCUCACCCUGGUGAAGGGAGUGUGCGAGCAGGCCCCGCGGCUGCUCCGGCACCUUUUCAACACUGCGCUACAGUUGAUCAACCCCGAGUGGACCAGCUGACUUUUUGAGCCGCGCACUUCAGAGGAAAUUGCAGCGAAGCGUGCGGUGGUAACUGACGCAACUUGAAACAGACACCUGUUCCUUAUGACCAGUGGACUGCAAAGAACAAAAAAGGAGAAAAGGAGAAAGGAGCUGUGUUAACUGAAGCAGAAAUGACAAGUCUACCAAACGAAACUGAAGGAGUUUUUGAGUUUACAGUCCUACUUUUCUAACAUGAAACUAAAAUUAAUGUUUGUGAUUCUUGUUUUUCAUCACUUUAUAUGAUCUGAGAGAUAUUGAUUCCGUUUACUCUUGUUUAAAACUUGUAUUUUCAAUUUAUACUUGAGGAAUGAUCGUCAUCGGAGUACGACGCUUUCCUUCUGCGAUAUGUAUUUCCAUUAUAUUUUGUAACUUCACUAAUAAAUAUGUUUAAAUACA